Messenger RNA from Aspergillus terreus NIH2624, 705 nucleotides. RefSeq lists its product as uncharacterized. NCBI's taxonomy places the organism in Eukaryota, Fungi, Ascomycota, Eurotiomycetes, Eurotiales, Aspergillaceae. The transcript has 2 exons. The coding region runs from base 1 to 705 and encodes 234 amino acids. The record is from RefSeq and is a predicted model, not a curated record.
AUGGCCGCCUUGGUGCAAGCCCUCUACAGGAAGCCACACGUGGCCCGGCACGCAAAACACCUACGAUUAACAAAGUGGUGCACUGAGGACCAGCUCCGUGACAAUGAUGACCCCCACUCCGAUGACGAACCCAGGCGGCAGCGACCCACCGUCGACGAAGCAUUGAUGCGCACCGUCCUGAAAAAGGUCUGCCCGCACCCCGAGGAGCAAACCAAAUGGAUGGGCCAUCUGAAACGGGCGAACCUCGACGCGUGGGUUGCGCUGUUGCUUCCCGCAUUGCCCAAUCUGCAGACCAUCAUCCUGUCGGUACCCCAGCAAGAUCCGACCUUCUUCCGGAAGACGUUGAUCCAGCUGGUGAAUGCGAAGAUCCAGGUGGACAACACACCAGCGCUCUCGAAACUCCAUUCUGUGUCGCUGAUCACUCAAACGUCCGACGACGCGUUCGAGAGCGAGAAAGAUGCCGCCUGCGCCGUGCCGUUUUUCAAACUCCCGUCUAUGCGCAAGGUCGCGGGAUCCUCCGUGCGAGACCCCUCGGAUGCGAGUAUGCAACGCUGGACGGACGGACUCGGGCUUACGCCCCACUCCUCGUCGGUGACACAGCUUGAAGUAGACUGUGGCGUUUCGAACGAAGGAAUAAGCUGGUGGACCAUGUUCUGCAGGCGUCUAGAGUCGUUCGAGGUCCGGUUCGGCGACCCUGCGGCUUGA